Messenger RNA from Fundulus heteroclitus (mummichog), 719 nucleotides. It is a transcript of the gene tmem14a, whose product is annotated as TMEM14 family protein. Lineage: Eukaryota; Metazoa; Chordata; Actinopteri; Cyprinodontiformes; Fundulidae. Bases 146 to 448 code for a protein of 100 amino acids. The transcript has 5 exons. The record is from RefSeq and is a predicted model, not a curated record. Gene Ontology annotation, cellular component: mitochondrial membrane. Gene Ontology annotation, biological process: regulation of heme biosynthetic process.
UUUUGCUGGACGUCAGUGAACACAACAUUAACCAAAACUGCCAUGCGCAGUCCGACGCGUGAGCAGCAACGACAGGAAGUACACGGACACAGAUUUUAAUCCGUCAACGCUGAUCUUUGGUUUGGAUUACAGCUCCUCACUGACAAUGGACUGGCUUGGUUACGGAUAUGCAGCAGCCAUAUUUUUUGGAGGAUUUAUGGGGUAUAAGAGAAAAGGCAGUGUGAUGUCCCUGAUUGCUGGUUUAGUUUUUGGUGGAGUAUCUGCUUAUGGCGCCUAUAACGUCUCCAAUGAUCCAAAAGAUGUCCUGGUGUUGUUGGCCUCCUCUGGGUUGCUGGCAGUCAUCAUGGGGAUGAGAUACAAGAAAUCUGGGAAGUUAAUGCCGGCAGGAAUUAUGUCGGGGCUAAGUCUGCUGAUGGUGUUUCGCCUGUUGCUCCUGACCAUGGUGUGACCGACCGAGCUGCACUGACGAACCUGUCUCUACAAGCAAGACUUUAGAAAAGGAAGCUGUACUACCAAGUCUAUAUUUCUCUGAGGGUUUUUAAAAGGGACUCAUUCCUGUUCUGUUUGUGAGGCUGUGUAUGAUUGUAAAUAAUUAGCUGCUAAUGAAACCUAAUAUACAACAUUUUUUUUGUGGCAAAUGCGUGUAAACAUUGCAAGUACUUUAUGUGUUUGUUUGCAUUUUAUGGGAUCAAUUAAUAAAAUGGAAUAUUCUGAUUACA